AUGAUGGGGAAACAAUGAUCGGCCCAAUAAUUGCAUCACUAAGUCUCGGGUCGGAUGCAGAGAUGAAAUUCAGGAGAAAAAAAACCAAGAAAUCUUUAAAUAUGCCAUCAGCAUCACCAGAAUCAUCAGCAUCAUUGGAAUCGUUAUUGAAUGAUGAUUUUAAAUUUUCAGAUGUUAAAGGCAGGAAUAACAUGCCUAUUGAUUCCCUAGAGUUUUCUCCUAACACGAGAUCAAACGGACCUCCAUUGAUAUUAACCUUACAUCAUGGAGAUAUAGUUAUCAUGGUUGGUCAUGAGAUUCAAAAAUGUUAUGAACAUAUUGUAGAGCCCAAAGGCUUUAGAAUUGCAUUAACAUUCAGAAAUAUUACUAGUUAUAAUAAAGAACAUGA
Molecule: messenger RNA, 388 nt
Organism: Entrophospora candida
Lineage: Eukaryota; Fungi; Glomeromycota; Glomeromycetes; Entrophosporales; Entrophosporaceae
Source: the annotation of a GenBank genome assembly